AAAACAAAGACAAGAUUUUUAUCGGUUUGCUUUUUGUGCACAUCCAGGAGGAGCGGAGCAAGAGAAUGUCUGCGGAGGAGAUACCGGACGAGCUAUGGAGGAAGGUACUAGAGAUUGGCGUAAAGUCAUCGACUUUCUCCUACAAAGACCUCUGCUGCAUCUCCAUCUCCUCUCGCCGUCUCUGCCGAUUAUCCUCCGAAGAUUGCCUCUGGCGCUUUCUGCUCGUCAUUGAUUUCCCCACCCACAUCGACUCUACUUCUGAAUCUCCGACCAAGUUUGUCUACAGGACAAGGUUUGAGAGGGAGAAGGAGAGGAGACUAUCUGCGCAUAGAAGAGCUCUGCUGAGGAAGGAGAGUGAGAUUUUGGAGUGGGGGAGGAGGAUUCGUGAAUUGGAGAGGAGGUUAUCAGAGGAGGCAGAGAGGUUGCAGGCUGCUUCUGUUGAGUUUUCGAAUUUGCAGAGAGUCAGGCAAGCAUCAGUAGCUUUGAACGUUUGGCAGCCUGAGGUUGUUCGCGGCAGACAAAAGCAAAUGGUUGAGCAAAACGCUGUUCCUGUCGAGGGACGGUUGCGUGCGCUUGAGAUGGAGAUUAAGUUAUGCAAACAGCAAAUCACCGGCGUGAACAGGGCACGUAGGGAGGUGAAACAACGAUUUGACGUGGCUAGGAAAGAGCUAGAAUCCAUGAAGUAUCAUCCUUUACGAGAUUAUAAGUCUAUACGUAGUGGAGACCAAGCAAGUAAUGCCAAGAGGAAGAAGUUGAAAACGAGCAUUAACUUUCCGGAUAAAAACCCAGCAAGACCCAGUAACAAGAAGAAGCUGUUACACUUAGAAUCAGAAUGAUGGUCGGCUUGAACCAUUCCACAGAGAGACAGAUAGAGAGCGCUGUGAGUUGUUGUUGUAUUAUUACUGCUUGUUGUUUCUUUUCCAGUUAAAUUUUUUAGCAAGAACAUUGGAAUCUUGUUACAGAAGUGAAUGUUUGGUCUUGUCUGUAAUCCAAUACUGCAGUAUAAUGAAUAAAAUGCAUUUGUUGAAAAUGAAA
Messenger RNA from Brassica napus (rape), 1035 nucleotides. Its product is annotated as F-box protein SKIP24. Lineage: Eukaryota; Viridiplantae; Streptophyta; Magnoliopsida; Brassicales; Brassicaceae. The record is from RefSeq and is a predicted model, not a curated record. Gene Ontology annotation, molecular function: protein binding. The transcript has 5 exons. Bases 66 to 836 code for a protein of 256 amino acids.